Molecule: messenger RNA, 1571 nt
Organism: Drosophila nasuta
Lineage: Eukaryota; Metazoa; Arthropoda; Insecta; Diptera; Drosophilidae
Gene: Rpn13
Product: regulatory particle non-ATPase 13
Cellular component (GO): nucleus; proteasome regulatory particle, lid subcomplex; cytoplasm
Molecular function (GO): endopeptidase activator activity; proteasome binding
Source: RefSeq, a predicted model, not a curated record
AAUAAAUCCUGUGGUCACACUACGCCACUGUCAAAAUAAUUUGCUCCGUCAUCCGCUGAGCAGGCGAUUUUUGAUUAAAAAAGGAUUCCCAAAUUAUUAAUAUUUCUCACAUUAUAUAUCCACUCUCGAGAAGCAAUCGCAUCAUGUUUGGCAGACAAAGCGGAUUAGGCAACUCGAACAGCUCGAAUCUUGUAGAGUUUCGCGCUGGUCGCAUGAAUACGGUCGGCAAAAUGGUUCAUCCCGAUGCACGCAAGGGACUGGUCUACAUGACCCAAAGCGACGAUGGCUUAAUGCACUUCUGCUGGAAGGAUCGCACCAGCGGCAAGGUCGAGGACGAUCUAAUCGUCUUCCCCGAUGAUUUUGAGUACAAACGCGUAGAUCAGUGCAAAACUGGUCGUGUCUAUGUGCUCAAAUUCAAGACGAGCUCACGUCGCAUGUUCUUCUGGAUGCAGGAGCCCAAGUCGGACAAGGAUGACGAGCACUGUCGUCGCAUUAACGAGCUGCUCAACAAUCCGCCAUCGGCACAUCAACGCGGUGGCGGCGGCAGCGGAAGCGAAGGAAACGAUCUGCAGUACAUGCUGAACAAUAUGUCGCAGCAGCAGCUGAUGCAGCUGUUCGGUGGAGUGGGACAGAUGGGCGGCCUCAGCUCGCUGUUGGGCCAGAUGAAUUCACGCACGCCACCAUCACGCAACGCUGCGUCCUCUGGAGGUGGCACUGCUCUGCAGACGCCCGAGAACGUGAGCCUCCCACGCCCACCGUCUGCGCCCACCAAGGGUUCCAAGUCUGGCAGCAGUCGCAGCAGCAGCAAUCAGCAGAGCGAUUCAACAGGCGGCGGCAGCGCUGCUAGUCAAGGCGGCGAUGUUGAUGCUUCUGGUAAGAAAAGUACUACAACAACUACAUCAGCAGCAACACCAACUGCAACAGCAACCACAACUGCAACCACAAGUGGCGCCUAUGCAAAUCCAUUCCAAGCCUAUUUAUCGAAUCUCUCCCCCGAACAUGGCGCAGGUCGUUCACUCAAUAUCGAUCUAUCGACGGCACUGUCGGGCGCCGAUGCCAUCAAUCAAUUGAUCGCCGAUCCGGAGCGUGUCAAAUCGCUAAUCGUCCACUUGCCCGACUCUGAGGAUGGCGACGAGGAUCGCAAGCAGCAGAUCAAGGAUCACAUCAGCUCACCGCAAUUUCAACAGGCACUCGCACAAUUCUCCAACGCUUUGCAGUCGGCACAACUCGGCCCGGUUGUGAAGCAAUUUGAGUUGUCCCCCGAAGCUGUUGCCGCUGCUUAUUCCGGAAAUCUGGAGGAGUUUGUGCGUGCGCUGGAGAAGAGUUUGCCAGCUGGUGCCACAAUGCAGGAGGGCAAGGAUGCCAAGGAAACUGCUGCGGCUGGAGAGAAGAAGGGCGAUGCAGAGCCGCAGGUCAAGGAUGAGGCUGCCACAUCUGCUGAGCAACCAGAGGAGAAGCAAAAGUAGUUUAAGCAAAUACUACGCAAACAUAAAUAUAUACCCGCAAAUCCCCAUUUGAAAUGAAACUAUAAUUUUUCACUUACUCCAAAAUAAACUAAUUGGCCAUGCAAA